UUUCCUGUGUGUUAGCUAGCUAACACUCAAUUAUUGGACAAAAAGGAUCUUAUCUUGCAAUUAACAAAAUUCUAUUUCACAUGAUUCCUUUAUCUGUACCAACUCUUUUGUCUUUGAUUAUCAUUUGAAGAUUGAAAAGUAGUAGUAUUAGUUGAUUGAUUAUUUGACAGGUCUACGAGAACAACACCCCUUAUUACUUUCCAAGAACUAACUUACCCUGUUACUUCUUUUUAGAUUGAUUGCAAAUACUCUAUCUUGGCUUGCUAGUAACAAUAUGUUGCAUUCGAUAGUUGCCGUAUAUCGUUAGCCACAAAAUUGUUGUUGUUUUUCAAUUAACAUGUCUCAAAUUCUAUAUGUUUUCCUCUUUCUCCAUGUAUCAUUUCCUCGUUUCUCCGCUACUACCUAUACAUCAUCAUCAUCCCAUCGGACACCGGCCAGUAAAAACUCCUCAUCCUCUCUAUGUCCUCUUGAUUUUGAUGCUUUUCGUAAAAUGAUCGACAGAUCCAAUGAAUAUGUCACUAUGAAUGUCACCACACAGUGCCACUACAUUCGUCAAGGCAUCCGUCUACUCCAAUCCGACUAUCUCCGCCGCACCAACUAUUCCUUUUUGCCUCCCCUUAAAUCUGUCGAGUCAUGCUGGAGUACCUAUGAGAACCUGGUCGAUGACUUCAUCCCCAAAUUCAACAUUAGCAGCUCCUGCGGCUUCAAUGCUACCUUAUGGAGCUCUCCGCGUUGUAUGAAUAUCACCUCUCGCACUGAAUUCGAGUCUAGACUCUCACCUGUAGCCCUCUCUGAUCUCAUUUCUUCCUGUAACCGUUCUCUUGAGAACAGUUCCCCCUGCGGCACCUGCAUAACCAGUAUCUCCAAGCUACUUGCUAGCCUUUCCAAUGCCGAUUGUACUGGUUCCGCGUUUAUCUACACAGCAGCAUUCGCCAAUCACUUUGGGCCUACCAACAGAGAUACUGCAAGAUGCCUAUUUGCUUCCGAUAUAACUGCAGCUACAUAUUCCAAUCAAAGUAAUACUAGUAAGAAGAAUUUUAGUACCAUCAUUGUCAUAGCCGUAGUAGUAUGUGGGUUGCUUUUUAUAAUUCUCAGUAUGUUUGGUUAUUGGUUUUCGUUGCGGAGAAACAAAUUGAGCUGCAAGUGGGAAAAUAUCAGAUUUGAUAGUAAUUUGGGUUCAAUGAGAGGAACCACAACUCUGGUUAGGUUCACUUUCGAUGAAAUUAAAUCAGCCACGAGAAAUUUCUCGAGGGAAAAUAUUAUUGGGCUAGGAGGGUACGGGAAUGUGUACAAGGGCGUUUUGACUAGUGGAUGUGAAGUAGCUCUGAAGAGGUUCAAGAAUUGUUCGGCAGGUGGUGAUUCGAGUUUUAUUCAUGAAUUGGAGGUAAUUGCCAGUGUUAGGCAUGUCAAUUUGUUAGGCUUGAGAGGAUAUUGCACUGCCACAUUUCCUUUGGAGGGUCACCAGAGGAUUAUUGUCUGUGAUUUGGUGAAACAUGGCAGUCUGUAUGAUCAUUUAUUUGGGUUGAGAUGCAACAAAUUGAGUUGGCCCAUUAGGCAGAGAAUUGCAAUUGGCACUGCUCGAGGCUUAGCUUACUUGCAUUACGGAGCACAACCGGCUAUCAUUCAUAGGGAUAUAAAGUCUAGUAAUAUACUUUUAGAUGAGAAUUUUGAGCCCAAGGUUGCGGAUUUCGGAUUAGCAAAGUUUAACCCCGAGGGAAUGACGCACUUGAGCACUCGCGUGGCAGGGACAAUGGGAUACGUAGCGCCUGAAUAUGCACUGUAUGGUCAACUGACAGAAAGGAGCGAUGUUUACAGCUUUGGAGUCGUACUUCUUGAGCUUUUGAGUGGGAAGAAAGCUCUUAUAGCAGUUAAUGAUGGAAAGCCCACGCUCGUGACAGAUUGGGCAUGGUCACUGGUUAGAGAAGGGAGACCAUUAGAUGUCGUAGAGGAAAAUACUCCAGAUUUGGAUCAUCCAGAAAUUUUGGAGAAGUAUGUUAUGGUAGCUGUUCUCUGUUCUCACCCCCAGUUGUACGCGAGGCCAACGAUGGAUCAGGUCGUAAAGAUGUUGGAGGCUGACAUUCCAGUUCCGGUUAUACCUGAGAGACCAAUUUCUCUCAUUGCUGAUCUUGAUGAUAUCGACAGGUCGAUUAAUAGCAGCAAUGGAUCGGGUUAUAUGUCCACAUCUACAGGCUAUCAACUAUACAAUUUUGAGCAUAAUGGAACCCCUGGAAGAUGAAUCGUUCUGUUUAAACUGCAUUGAAUUAUUUUGAGGAAUCUGAUUCGAUUGUUACCCAGAAAAUGUUCUGGUUGGAUCCUUUUUUGGUUCAUUUGCAGUGGAUAUGUUAGGAACAAAUGACAUAGAAUAUCCACACAAAUUGUACAGUGAAUAUGCAUAUCUAGUAAGCAUUCAAUUUUUGAGAUACAAAUUACUGGAUUGUCAUGUGCUUAUUUUUCCGAUGAAUGAGCUGAUACGCAAGGUUGAAGCCCCGAGGAUACUUACAUAAUUGAUCCUAGGCAAAACGUGUUUUAUUAUUGGCAGCCAAAUUAAUAUAUCCGGGCAUGCAAAAUGUGCAUACAUCAAGUUUUUUUAAAAAUCUGUAGCUAAAUGAUUUUCUUAAUAGUAAGGUACGAAUAUGU
This is a messenger RNA of Capsicum annuum, 2637 nucleotides long. Its product is annotated as probable LRR receptor-like serine/threonine-protein kinase RKF3. Lineage: Eukaryota; Viridiplantae; Streptophyta; Magnoliopsida; Solanales; Solanaceae. The record is from RefSeq and is a predicted model, not a curated record. Bases 338 to 2236 code for a protein of 632 amino acids. Gene Ontology annotation, molecular function: protein kinase activity; ATP binding. Gene Ontology annotation, biological process: protein phosphorylation. The transcript has a single exon.